AUGUCCGAUUUCAGAGCACCGUCGCAGAGCCGCAGAAGAAGAAGCUCCGAUGCCACCGCCGGUGUGACAGCCGGCGGCGUCACUGUAGCAGACAGAUACUACAUGGGAGGCAUCCUGACGCGCAGCCUGCGAGCAUAUGCAACCCUCGCGCAAGUCGGGCUCGACUACAAGAUGCACUCGGGAAAGAAUCCCAAGCAAGCCCGCGUCCCCAUCGACGAGCUGCACGACCGCAACGCCAAACGUGUCGCCGACAUGAUCAAAACCAACGGCGGCAUGUUUCUCAAGAUCGGCCAGGCAAUUGCCGUGCAGGGCGCCGCUCUCCCUGAAGCUUACCAACGAGAGUUUAAAGAUAUGUUUGACGAUGCUGCACAGGAAUCUUGGAGCGACGUCCAGGCUGUCAUUAGAGAGGAGUUUGGGGCCAGCGUGAGCGAAGUAUUUGGCGACGAGGUGGAGAGGGAGCCGAGGGCUUCGGCUUCGAUUGCGCAGGUUCACUAUGCGAGGCUGAGGGACGGGCGGGAGGUUGCGAUUAAAGUGCAGAAGAGGAAGUUGGCGCAGCAGGCGUCGUGGGAUCUCUGGACCUUCAAGGUCAUGUGUGACUUGAUAGGCAGAACGACCGAUAUCCCUAUUCAAGGCAUCGGCGACUACAUCAUGAAUAACAUCAUGAAGGAGACAGACUUUCAGAACGAAGCGGCGAACACGAUACGAAUCUCUGAACUCGUUCAGUCAGACCCCGAUCUGAGCGCGCGAGUGUACAUCCCCAAAGUCUACACAGACCUCACGACGAAGCGCGUGUUGACGUCUGAAUGGAUUCACGGCGCCAAGCUGUGGGACAAGGACAUCAUCACCGGCCAGUACAAUCCUUCCGACCAUGUGUCUUCGGGGAUGGGCCUCAACGAAGCCGACGUCAUGACGACUGUCAUUGACCUUUUCUCGUCGCAAAUGUUCAAAUGGGGAUUCGUCCACUGCGAUCCUCAUCCGGGCAACAUGUUUGUUCGACGCCUCCCGUCGGGCAAGCCGCAGAUUGUGCUCAUAGACCACGGCCUCUACGUGUCUCUAUCAGAUGACUUGCGGCGACAGUACGCUCGUUUUUGGAAGUCUCUGCUCACAGGUGACAAGAGAGGCUUGGAUGAAGUGUCAGCCGCUUGGGGAAUGAAGACGUCCGAUGCCUGGGCCGACACGUUCAUGUCUCGCGACUCGAAGAAGCCAGAGCCGACCGACGAGACGCCCGAAGAGCGAUCCGAGCGACUGAUUGGUGAGGCUGCUGCCUUUUUCGGUGAAGAUGGGCUGUAUCCUCGCGAGCUCAUGUUUCUGGAGCGGAAUCUAGCUCUCGUCCAGGGCAGCAAUCGCUUCUACGAUUCUCCCGUCAAUCGACUGGGCAUGAUUGGUCGCUCGGCGAUGCUGAACUUGCGCGACGACAGCGAGGUGACGUUUUCACAGGCGUUGGGAUCGCAAUGGGCCAUGUUUGUGCUCGACGCGGUGUUUUAUUUGAGUCGGUGGAGGCAGUAUAUGGGCUGGGGGAAGGGUUUUGAGGACGAGCUGAAGGAGGCGGAGGAGAGGAUGGCGCAGGAUAUGAAGGACUCCAUGUCUGGGCUGUGGGAAGUCGACAAGGAGGAAGCAUAG
Molecule: messenger RNA, 1620 nt
Organism: Trichoderma citrinoviride
Lineage: Eukaryota; Fungi; Ascomycota; Sordariomycetes; Hypocreales; Hypocreaceae
Product: ABC1-domain-containing protein
Exons: 3
Coding region: 1-1620 (539 amino acids)
Source: RefSeq, a predicted model, not a curated record